AUGUCUUUUGACCUCUUACCAGCUUACCUGCUUUGCCGACACGGUCCUCCCCGAAAGCUUGAAGGUAUUCGCAACUCCAAGCUCGCCAAUUCAUCAAUGUUCUCCCACGCCGCCACCCGCACCACGACCACUCUGGUCUCCCGCCGUGCUUUCCACGCUACCCGGGCUCGCAUGUCCUCGCCGUACCACUACCCCGACGGCGCUUACUCCAACCUGCCCUUCAACCCUCACAGCAAGUGGUUCACCCUCGGCUACUGGGGCUUCAUGGCCACCGGCUUCUUCGCGCCCUUCGGCAUUGCCGUCUACCAAACCUACAAGUCUGCUCCUUAA
This is a messenger RNA of Cordyceps militaris CM01, 330 nucleotides long. Its product is annotated as cytochrome-c oxidase chain VIIc. The record is from RefSeq and is a predicted model, not a curated record. NCBI's taxonomy places the organism in Eukaryota, Fungi, Ascomycota, Sordariomycetes, Hypocreales, Cordycipitaceae. Bases 1 to 330 code for a protein of 109 amino acids. The transcript is spliced from 3 exons. Gene Ontology annotation, biological process: mitochondrial electron transport, cytochrome c to oxygen.